This is a messenger RNA of Emericellopsis atlantica, 444 nucleotides long. Its product is annotated as proteasome maturation factor. The transcript has 2 exons. The record is from RefSeq and is a predicted model, not a curated record. NCBI's taxonomy places the organism in Eukaryota, Fungi, Ascomycota, Sordariomycetes, Hypocreales, Bionectriaceae. Bases 1 to 444 code for a protein of 147 amino acids. Gene Ontology annotation, biological process: proteasome assembly. Gene Ontology annotation, cellular component: nucleus; cytoplasm.
AUGUCGAUGCGCAUCGUCCCCAAAUCCGGCCACGCCGACACCUUCCAAGCGACGACAACAUCCGCCCCCUCGGCGCCCGGAGUACACGACACCCUCCGCCACGGUGUAGCCCCCUCAGCCUACGAUGCCAGCGUCCCUGCCUCCGCCCACCCCCUCGAGGCCCGACUGAAGAACUGGGAGGCCACGCAGGAGGCCCUCAAGAUGAACACGCUGCGUCGCACAUAUGGCCUCGCGGAACCCGUGCGCCGUGGUAUGGAGCUCAAGAUGGUGCGAGACAGCGAGUGGCGGCCUCUGGCGCUCCAGAAUGGAGCGGGAAAGAGCGUGCAUGAGGAUAUCCUCAUGGGCCGCGAUGACAUGAUCACAUGGGAGGAUAUCUUUACGAACGAGGAGCAGAGGCAGGUGCCUGGUGUGCACGAGGAGAUGGAGAAGAAGCUCAAGAUUUAA